Lytechinus variegatus (green sea urchin) is the source of this 2787-nucleotide messenger RNA. Its product is annotated as lysosomal acid glucosylceramidase-like. The record is from RefSeq and is a predicted model, not a curated record. Gene Ontology annotation, molecular function: glucosylceramidase activity. Gene Ontology annotation, biological process: glucosylceramide catabolic process. The transcript is spliced from 10 exons. Bases 359 to 2029 code for a protein of 556 amino acids. NCBI's taxonomy places the organism in Eukaryota, Metazoa, Echinodermata, Echinoidea, Temnopleuroida, Toxopneustidae.
CUAUAUCUAUGAGCAGCGGAUGAUUCCCUGACAAAACCGAGUUGGACUCCAAUACCAAGAGGACGCACAAGUUAAAAUUAAACCUUGAGUCUAAUUGAAAUACCACUUAGAUUUGACGAAGUCUGAUUUCCUUGUCGACUUCUCGCGACUUUACUUACUGUACUUCUGAAUUCUGUUCGGUGGAGUUAACACACGCGUAGGCCUACACCCUUUUACUUUUAGUUUUAGUUUUACCGUACCGGUACGGUACCCAAUUUUUGGACGAGUCGCUCGCCUGUAUCUUCCCGCUGCUGGCCGUCCAGAUUAGCCUUAGCUUAGCCUCGCUGUGCCACUCACAAGUCAGUGGCUUAGCCUUGUCAUGAAGAUGGGUCGGAUUAAAAGUCAAGAAGGCUGCGGCCGCUGGGGCUCAAGUGUGGACAUCGGUCAUAUUUUAUUUAUUGCUCUGCUUUUCUCAAUGAUCCUGAUUUCAAAUUCAACUUCAAGUUCAAGCCGAAGCAAGAUCAAGACUCAAGAUUAUUUUCCAUGCAGCAAGAGGACGUUUGCUUCUGGAGAUAGUUUUGUAUGCCAGUGUAACAGUACAUACUGUGACACAAUUGAAGGAUUUCUACCACUUGUUCCUGAUCGUUUUACCUACUAUACUUCUAGUAAAUCGAGUGAUCGUCUUACAAAGCGCACAGCACCAAUAUCAUCAAAAUCUAAUGCCACAGCAUCUACAGUUAUUUUGACAGUUAAUACAUCAUCCUUGUAUCAGACUGUGUUGGGGUUUGGUGGUGCUGUGACAGACUCUAUGGCCCUUAGUGUUAAGAACCUAUCUGAAGCAAGCCAGAACAAACUCAUAAGGUCUUACUACUCUGCUGAUGGUCUAGAGUACACAUUCUCAAGGAUCAACAUAGGAACGUGUGAUUUCUCGCAGCGACCAUACAGUCUUUGUGAGUCAGAAAAUGAUUUUGAUCUGGCAAACUUUUCUCUAGCUGAUGAAGAUAUCAAUUAUAAGAUCCCUGUUCUUCAAGCAGCCAUGAAAGCUAGUGUACGACCUCUAAAGUUCUUCUGUACACAGUGGUCUCCUCCAAAAUGGAUGAAGACGAGUGGUACCUACCGAUACAGAGGACAGGUCAUUGGGGAACCUGGUGGCAAGUAUUACAAGACACUUGCCUUAUAUCUAGCCAAGUUCAUUGAAGGCUAUGCCAAACACAACGUGAGCAUGUGGGGUAUGACAGUACAGAACGAGCCAUGGGCGGGGGCUAUCAAGGACCAACCCAAUGCCUGUAACUACAUGACCCCUCAGAUUGAGAGAGACUUUGUGAAGCUUGAUCUGGGUCCCACCCUGGAGGAACGUGGUCUGGGGAAUGUCAGUAUCAUGAUGCUGGAUGAUCAGAGGUUUGAACUUCCCGAGUGGCCUGUUGUGGUUCUUGGUGAUUCUGAGGCCGAGAAGUAUGUCAGGGGUAUCGCUGUUCACUGGUACUGGGACAAACAGUCUCCAACUCUCAAGUUGGAUCUCACCAACAAUCUCUUCCCAAAUAAAUUUAUUCUUUACACCGAGGCUUGCCAGGGAACCUCUGAGACGCCUGGUGUUAAGGUGUCCCUGGGAAGCUGGGAACAAGGAGAAGGGUACACCCAGAAUAUCAUACAGAAUAUGAACCACUGGGUGACUGGUUGGGUGGACUGGAACAUGGCUCUUAACAUCCAGGGAGGCCCAAGCUGGAUUGCUCAUAAACUCAAUGCUCCUGUCAUUGUUGAUGCAGAGUAUGAUGUAUUCUACAAGCAACCCAUGUAUUACCAUCUAGGUCACUUUAGUAAGUUCGUACCUCCUGAUUCUGUUAGAGUAGAACUUGAGAUGGACCAGAAUGAGGAACAAAAACUUGAGGCUAUCUCCUUCUUAAGACCAGACGGUUUGGUAGUUCUGGUCGCCAUCAAUGUGCAAGAAGACCCGAUUCCCAUCACCAUCAACCAUAAUGCAACAGGAUUUCUCAACUCAGUCGUUCCGGCCCGCUCAGUACAAACAUACCUCUGGAAGCCAGCUCACUCUUAACACUAGCUCUGAUGGAUAAAGACAACCCAGCACAGUACAGCUUCUCAUUGGCUUAUAACCAAAUAUGUAUUAAUUAUCUAUCCACAAGACCUCAUACAGUACAUACCAUAUUUUCUCAUUCCAUUGCUAUGUUUACCAUGAAUACUUGUAUAUCUCAUCAUCGAGAACUAAGAUGGAGUCAAAUUUGCAAUAAUUUCUAAAUAUUGUUAGAUUGUUUAUAUUUUCUAUGCAACAUUUUGUAUUUUUAUAACUCACCUUUGUACUCAAACAAAUUGUAUGACAACCUGUAUGUACAAUGUAUCACUAUCAACCAUUAUUAACAGUGCACAAACAUUUUAGCUGGAGGAAGUUAAGUUCCAAAUACUAAUGUAAAUAUACACUAUACAGGUAUGUAUUAAUCUGCAUCAUUACGUUUUGUGUGAAUGACAAAGUGCAAUCAUGAAUUGAAUCAUUUAUCAUUGUCCAUUUCAUGGGGAUUUCUUUAUUCUUUUUUGAAGUGCAGAUAUUCCAUAUGACAAACGUAUAUUUUACCCUACAUCACUUACCUCUGUGUCCUUUUUUUGUUAGAUUUUGUCGCGGACUCACUGUUCAAUCUUAUGUUUUAUUCCUGAUGUUUAUGAAGGAUGCAUACUCAAAUGCCUCAGUUCUAGUGGUUUAUAGAUAUACUUUAUUUGGGGAGGGAUGUGAUGAGAUCAUAAUUGUGAGUAAUUUUGUUAAUCUUCCUCUGCAUUUUUUGCAGAGAUGCCAAGUUCAAAAAA